Messenger RNA from Wasmannia auropunctata (little fire ant), 4314 nucleotides. RefSeq names its product tetraspanin-13 (gene Tsp97E). Gene Ontology annotation, cellular component: membrane. The record is from RefSeq and is a predicted model, not a curated record. The transcript is spliced from 6 exons. The coding region runs from base 322 to 993 and encodes 223 amino acids. Lineage: Eukaryota; Metazoa; Arthropoda; Insecta; Hymenoptera; Formicidae.
GCCAUCGUCGCCACUGUCGCCGCCAGUAGUCGCGAGUCGUCUGCCGUGCCGUGGCGUGGCGUCCGUCGUCGGGGACCUCGGCAGGGCCUGAAAUUCGUGCGAGCACGCGGAAUUAAGAGUCGCACGCCGAUCGCGAUCGUUCUCCUCUCGUAGAGCGCGCCUCCCGCACUUCGUACGCCAUUCCCUUGAACCCGGAGACCACGUAAUCCUCCGUGCGACUCGCCCCGGGGUCACGCGUCUCGCGCCCGCGAAUCGCGCGACGUGCGGACCUGCAGCAGGAUCUGACAGCGCGAGUGACGGACGGAGAGCGCGCGGUCGAAGAUGUGUGGCGGUUUUACGUGCUCGAAAAAUGCGCUGACGGCACUCAACAUCCUCUACAUCGUUGUUGCCUUUAUAUUAAUAGGAGUCGCUGUAUAUGGAAGGGCGUCCGCCUUAGUUACGAAUCUCCCCAUUAUAGGCGGUAUCCUAGCAUGCGGGGUGAUCCUGUUCCUCAUUUCUAUACUGGGCCUGAUCGGUGCGGUUAAACACCAUCAGGUUUUAUUGUUCUUUUACAUGCUUAUUUUGUUCCUUUUGUUCCUGAUUCAAUUCAGCAUUGCCUGCGCCUGCCUUGCUGUGAACACCAAACAGCAAGAACAACUCGCAGAACAGGGUUGGAGACGUGUUGGACCUGACUUAAGAGCGAAAGUUCAGACUACCUUUAACUGCUGUGGAUUUAAUGACACCACUACUGACCAAUCGGGUAUAUCUUGCGAUGUCAGUAAAAUUUGUUGUCCAUCCAUCGAUGUCGGUCAAUCUUGUCCACCUUGUCCAACGUGUAUGCACAAACUGCAGUCCACCAUUGACUAUGCGUUCAAAUUAUGUGGCAGUAUAGGAUUAUUCUUUAGCUUUACGGAGGUGAUUGCAGCUUUCUUGGCAAGGCGUUACCGUAAUCAAUUAGAUCCACAGGAAAAAGCUGCAAGAGCCAUUUUUCCGCAGCAGAAUUAUUUAUAUUAGUUCGACGAUAUAUCCGAAAAAGAAUUAUUUAAUAAUCUUUCUUUUAAUUUGUAUUAUACGUAUUUCAUGAGACUUUUGCGACACGAGGAGGACAAACUGAAAUUAAUUUUAUUUUUGAUUGCCCGGAUAUGUCAUAUCAACAUACUUUCCAACGGCUACAAUUCAAUCAUUUUCUUUGAAUGCACUAAUUCUUUUAAUUAUGUGUAAUGCUCAAUAGAGAAAUUAAUACAUUUUUUUAACUGGGCAGUCGUAGGUUUUAGAAUGAGUUAGAUAAAUAACUGAAAUGUGUGCUCUAGUCAUAAACUUGGGACACUCAUAACAAGCCUCAAUGCGCCUUGUAGUCUAGUGACAGAAAACAUCAUGUAGGUAUAAAUUUCUAUUAAAUUUCGUUGCGUUAUUUCCUUCGACAAUUCGACGGUAACGAAAGUUGGCGAUGAAAAUCUAGCACAUUGUCAUAACAUUGUGUUGUUUAGUACCACAGUUCGGAUACCAUUCUAAAGAAUAUUAGAACGACGUAAAAAAAAAAAACAGUGCAACACGCAUAUUAAUUUUUUUUUAAAUAUUUUUUCAUGAGAGAAUGUAGUUUAUCAUGGUAGAAGCAUAGAUAAUCAUUCAUCGAUCUUGGCAAUCAUAUUUUUCUCCCGUAUAUAAAUGAAUCGUGUUAGAUGUAUGCAUAUAUACAUAAGUAUAUAUUAUAAUUAUAUUCAAUGAUAUCUAGAAAUUUAUAUCUUCCCGAGUAAAGAUUCUGUCAUAUCACCUUUGAGUACUUUUAGAUAACUUUAUAAUAUAUUUACGUCUGCGACGAGAUUGUUUUUUUUUAUAUGUUAAAAUAUUCUACAGAGCGUUAUGAUAUAUAUGAACUUCUGUUAUUAUUAGGAAAUUGUAAUCAAAAUAAUCCGAAGAAAUCGUAAUGUAAACUUUUACAUUAACGAAUCCAUAUCUAGUUUGGAUGAAACUUGGCUUACCCUCGGGCAGCUUGCUUACGAUAUCGCAUACGUGUUAUACCAAAUAUUAAGAAACUACAUAUAUACUUAAAAUGUAUAACCAAUCGAGUAAUAUUUAUCCUAUGGUAAUACCGUAAUCAGCGACUAUGUGAAAUCUAUCGUAUUUCAAGUUUCAUCCGCCAAGAGUAUCCGACGCGAGAGUGCUUUGCUUGAAAUUAAAUUCUACGCUAAUUGUGCACUCUAAGAAAACUUACGCAUAAUCUGAAUAUAUAAGAUGUCCUAGACAGCCUGGUGGGAAGUUAUUGAAGAACUUUAUAAUAGUCUCGCUUUCUUGCAUAAUGCAGACUUCUUAAUGGAUCCUCGCAGGCUUUUAAGCUUUUGCGGUCGUAAGAGAGAAGGGGGGGGGGAGGCAAAGGGAGAGAGUAUUUAAAUCGUCUUGUCGAAUGUUACUGGACUUACGAUCGCACCUCGGAUUCAAUUAUAGUGGAAAUUGUAUUCUAUUCGUGAAAACACUAUUUGACUGAUACCUCUCUCGUGAGAUAAUGCCCUUCCAGGUUCUUUCUCGGACGAUCUGCGUAAUAUAAGUAUAAAACUUUACGAGAGACACACGUGUUGUGAAUUCAAUGUUCAUGGAAAUAUUGUACAUCGUGCCCUAUUCUAGAUAUUAGAGAAUAAUAGCAUAUUUUCUAUCCGAAUCCCGUCGCGUGAGACGUAGAUGGAACGAAUCUCGCCAUAAUUACGUUUUCGCGAGUCUCCCCGCCUGGAAAAAGCAGCUGUUCUAAGAUAUACCAGAUUAUAAGAUAUCGCGUCUUCACGGUUCAAUAACGAAUCGAGCUCGUUGCUUUAUCCAUGUAUUGUUUAAAUUAUAAUAAUACAAUUAAUCGAGAACCGAACGAGAUCCAUGAGAAUUCGUUAUUGAACGACAAAAUCGUAGUUUGACGUUGCACGUUUGAAGAGUUUUUCCCCCGAUAUUUGGAGGACGUCGCUCUGACGAAUAAAACGGCGUUUGCAAUAAGACUUUAAGAAAAUUUACCAAUCAGUGGAUUAUUUAUCUUGAGAGAAGAUUAAUCGAUUGUGAACAAUUUUCUUAAAUCUUAAAUCUCUAAUUGCAGACGCCGCUUAAUCCAGUAUCGUUUUUUAACGAACAGCUCGAGUUCGCACAAAUUCACAGAGUUUUAUGCCGAUCACGUCUCACGAAUGGUAGAGAGCAACUCGCGGGAUGUAUAUCUUCCGACGUAAGCGUACGAGAUGAAGAAUCACGUAAACAUUCCAAUUUUCAUCUCGCUUCUUUCCUCCGGCUUUGGUAAAAAAAAAAAAAGUGCAUAUAUUUCGCAUGUCCGCGAAAUAGAGGCCACGUGCGAGGAUAUAUACGGUAGCGUCAUUCCUACAUACAUAUUUUUACCUAAGAAAAAAAAAUACGUAUCGUAAUCAUUCUACUCGUGAUUAGACUUAACUGCUGUACGUAUGUCCUGAGAGAGCUGAGAACAGUCGAAGAAAUGCGUAUGGGAGUGGAUUCACACGCAUCUCUGCGUUUAACUGCGCGGUGAAAACGACGUAAGCGCAGCGCGCGCCCGAUUAUAUUAUCCGUAAUGCGGCGUACAAUGAAACUUAUAAAGACUUAAGAUUUAAGAAAAUUGAUUCCUGAUCACAGUCGAUUAUUCAUCUCGCGUGAGAGAAGUAAUCGAUUGUGACUGAUCAAUUUUCUUAAGUCUUAGUGUCUCAUUGCAGACACGGCGCUUAAUGUAACGUGCGUGCUUGAGGGAAUCUUUCGAAAUCAAAAAAGAUCUGAUGCUUGGCGCGCGGGAGGAUCCGAGUGUUUUUCGACAAUCUUAGGUGACGGAAAUCCCAUUGUAUUGUAUACACGUUAGAGAUCAUGUUCGAAUUAUAUUCGAUUUAUCUCCUCACAAUCCGAAUGUCCUGAUUCAACAGGUCCGUUCUUUGUAACCGCGUUACAAAUCACACUUUCUCGAGUUAAAAUAAUGAAAGAAAAAAAAAAGGAGACGUACAUAAUUGAGCGGCGAAAGGUAGAAAGUGUGGAAAAACCCGACUACAAGGAGCGACCUUUAUAAUAUACAUAUAUCUACCCCGGAGAAUUCGCGACGUCGUCUAAUUCGGUGAUUCGAGACGAAUUGGAUCCCGACGAUGCUAUGUUUAAUUCCGAUACUCGCGCAUUCCGACGGAUGGCAAACAAUCUCGAAUACAUGUUAAGCACGAGGAUUUAAAGGAUUUUAGUUUGUGUGAUAUAGAGAAGCGUAUAUAUAUAUAUAUGCUAUUGCACGAAGAAAUAUCAAGGGCUGAACGAUUGCGAACGAUAGAGUUGCCAAUUGUUAGAGCUCGCGUGUAGCGAUAGCGAUAAAUAAAUAGAUGAAGGUUCGGA